GAUUGGACACGUUAUGCAUACGUCCAAUAUGUCACCGACGAAGAGUACCUCUGCAACAGCUUGAUGAUGUUUGAGUCUCUGCAUCGACUGGGUAGCAAGGCAGAUCGUGUCUUGCUCUAUCCUCAACAGUGGGAAUUAUAUCCCAAGGUACCGACUUGGAUAAGUAAGUUCAUACGAAAGGCCCAGGACGACUACAAGGUCCAUAUCGCACCAGUCAGGCCUCAGUAUACCGAGUCGGGAGACGCAACAUGGGCGCAAAGUUUCACCAAGUUGUUGGCAUUCAAACAAACCCAAUAUGACAGGGUCUUGAGCCUGGAUUCGGACGCCACUAUUCUGAAGCCUCUCGAUGAGCUUUUCCUUCUGCCGGACCAUACUCUAGCAGCACCGCAUGCAUACUGGCUUCCUGAUCCUGACACGAUCUCGUCGGCAAUGCUGCUGAUCAAGCCAUCUAUGCAUGAAUUCAAGCGCGUGAUUGAUGCCAUGUUCAAGCGUUCGAACGCGAGUGAAUUUUACGACAUGGAAGUAAUCAACGACGUUUAUGCGGGUGAGGCGAUGAUCUUGCCAAACGAACAUUGGGUUGUGUCUGGAGAGUUUCGGCUCAAAUCUCACCACAAAUAUCUGGACGAAGGCGAAACCUGGGAUCCCGACAGAGUGUUGAACGAGACGAAGCUUGUUCACUUUUCAGAUUGGCCGCGGCCGAAGCCAUGGUUCCCCAUAACCGAAGAUAUCUACCUCAAAACGCAACCGGCCUGUGACACUAUGCCCGGCUCAGCGCGCAAAGACUGUCGUAACCGGGAUGCAUGGAAUUGGCUGUACGAAGAUUUCCAAGAACGCAGA
Molecule: messenger RNA, 837 nt
Organism: Aureobasidium melanogenum CBS 110374
Lineage: Eukaryota; Fungi; Ascomycota; Dothideomycetes; Dothideales; Saccotheciaceae
Product: nucleotide-diphospho-sugar transferase
Exons: 2
Molecular function (GO): glycosyltransferase activity
Source: RefSeq, a predicted model, not a curated record